AGUCGAUCACGAGAAGCGCAAGCAAACAGGCGUAUCUGUAAACUUUUCUCCGAAUCUGCGUGAUAAUUCCCAAUUUAAAUCAACAAGCAUCACGGGUCAAGCUGACAUAACACAUUGAGCGUAUAUAAACCUGAUCAACAUGUGGAAUUUCUCAUUUUGUACUCAGCGUUAUUCGUGUAACAUCAUGUGGUAUCUGGCUUUUCUCUUAAUCAUUGGAGCGUACGCAGCCGAUCAUGCGUGGGAAACGGGAAACGAAUAUCACUAUCUUAUAGAAAGUCGGACAUUGACAGUCUUAGACAAGCUAUCUCAACAGUUUUCUGGGAUUGUGAUAAAAGGUGGUCUUACCAUUCAGGUAAAAUCACCGGAUACGUUGCAAGCUGUGGUUUCAAAAACACAAUAUGCUCCCGUGCAUAAAACGUUGGAAAAUUGGAACGAUGAGAUCGCCGAUCUUAAGUUUGACGAGCUUUCCAUGUCAGGGAAAUCCUUUGAGAUCAAACUGAAGCAUGGAGUGAUUCGGGAUGUGUUAAUUGAUCAGGACGUGCUUACUUGGGAAGUGAAUUUAAUAAAAAGUAUCGUGAGUCAACUGCAGGUUGAUCUACAGGGCGAGAAUGUAAUAGCGAGUAGUGACAAUCAAAUACCAGAUGACAGUCAGCCUUUCGGUGUAUAUAAAGCCAUGGAGGAUUCCGUCGGUGGCAAAUGUGAGGUUCUUUAUAGUAUUACACCAGUGCCCGAAAAUUUUGACUCAAUACCUUUUCCAAAUCUGCGCAAGGAUGGUCUUAAUUUCUUUGUUACGAAAACGAAGAAUUACAACAAAUGCGAGCAACAAAUGGCUUACCAUUCUGGCAUCACCGAUAAAAUGAAUUGGAAACUGGGAUCUAACGACGGAGUUCUUUCGAGAUCGUCUACAAGUUCCAUUAUCAUUUCGGGGAAUGUGAAACAUUUUACAAUUCAAUCAUCCUUGACAACGAGUGAGAUAUUCGUCAGAUCUAAACUUCACGAUACCUACUCUAGCGCUGUCUACGAUAGUGUGAAACUAACUUUGGACAGAAUGAAUCAAAUCUCCAACCCCAUGUCAGCAUCCAACAAUCUCGUGUCAACCGGAAACUUAGUAUACAUUUACAACAAUCCGUUUUCUAAUCAACGUAAACUGCGUCAGCCGAGUGUCAGUCUAAAUUCCAUGGAGGCUCGAUCAUCCGAAAAUUCUAACGAGGAAAAUCGCAGCGACGAUGAUAGGAGCAACUUUUUAAGUAACUCUGGCGAGGAGCGUGAAUACUUGCAAUCAAAACCAACAUUAAACGAGGCUCCAGAGAGUCCGUUAUUGCCCUACUUCAUCGGAUACAAAGGCGAGAGCAUCCAGAAAUCCGAGGAUAUCACUUCAGUAGCGGCUCGUUUUAUCGCUCAGAUAGCAUGGAAUCUUGAAACUUCCCCCGUUAAUGCUUUUAACUUUUCACCGUCCACAGAAUACAUAGAGCCAUGCAUAAUUUUGAUUAGAUUAAUCCGCACCAUGAAUGUUGAACAGAUUGCCGAAUUAGAGAAUAAACUGUCUGAUCCAAUCUAUCAUCUACAAGGCAAUAAAUUACCUACUGAAUAUAAGAAAUCAUAUGAUAAAACUACGUGGGAUAUCUUUUUUAAUGCUGUUGUGAGUGCCGGAACUGGGCCCGCUCUCAUCAGCAUAAAAAAUAUGAUAAAGAAUGGGCAAUUGAAGGAUAUACAAGCGGCAAUGAUUAUUUCGAAAAUUCCUAAAACUGCUCUCACACCUACAUCGGAAUAUGUCAACAAGUUCUUUGAACUGAUUACCGAUGAACAAGUGACGAAACAGAGAUUUUUGAAUACAUCUGCACCUUUGGCAUUCGCAGAACUGGUCCGUUACACUCAAAGCAACAGGUCCAUCCAUUAUCCAGUUCACAGUUUCGGCCACAUGGUCUCUAAACAAGACAAUGCCCUUCUUGAAACUUACAUUCCAUAUAUGGCCAAUCAAUUGACAGAAGCCAUUAAAGACGGUGACAGUCGUCGAAUUCAAACAUACAUUAUGGCCUUGGGUAAUUUCGGUCAUCCGAAAGUACUCUCCGUCUUUGAACCGUAUCUGGAAGGCACGUUACCGGCGUCGACGUUCCAACGUUUAAUGAUGGUCGUCUCGUUAAAUAGACUAAGCGAAAACUUCCCGAGACUCGCCAGAUCCGUUGCCUUUAAGAUCUACAUGAAUAUAAUGGAGGCCUACGAAUUACGUUGUGCAGCUGUCUAUGUCGUAAUGAAGACCAAUCCGCCCCUGGUCAUGUUGCAGCGAAUGGCGAGAUUCACUAAUCAGGAUCAGGAUCGACACGUAAAUUCUGUUAUCAAGACCAAUAUAGAUGCUCUAGCUAAUUUGGAGCAACCGGAGUUUCAAGAUCUUGCUGCCAAAGCUCGCAUCGCUAGAGAACUGUUAAAUCCUCACAUUGACACUGAAAGUUACUCUCAAGGCUUUCUUUUCAAGAAGAUUAUACCCUCUUUAAAUAUGGCUGAAAUAACCAUUCUUCAGAUCAUUGGUAGCCAAGACACAACUGUACCUAAAAGUUCAUAUCUUAAUAUAUAUCAAUCUUAUGGCGGUUUCAAUCUACCCCCGUCAAGAAUGUCAUAUGAAAUAUCGAGCUUCAGAGCAUUGUUAGAUAUGUGGUACGAGAUGCCGUGGAUGAUCGAAAAUGAAACCCAGAAGAAAUUAAUUAUUGAAGAGACUAUUGAGAAGCUUGGCAUUAAGGGCGAAGAUCCGGUACAGUUUGAAGGAAACAUCUUCGUAAAUACCUUAUAUGGUUCACAAUUCUCACCCUUUGACAAUAAUACGAUUGAAGAGACUAUCAAUGCGUUUAAAUGUAUAAUAUCGUCAUGGCAGAGAUCGUCGAAAAAUUUUACAUCUGAAAAUAUUAAUUAUCUACACUAUUACGACAUGACGGUGGCAUUCCCGACUGAAAGCGGUCUGCCGUUUAUCUACACUUUAACGGUACCAAAAUUAUUGAGAAUUAACAUUGGUGGAGGUCACAAAGGAUCAAAAACUGAGCAUUUUAAGGAACUGACAGCGGCGGGUUAUAUAAUGGUACAUGAAAAAGUUCAAAGUAGAAUAGGUUUCGUAACGCCUUUCGAGCACAGGCACUAUGUUGCUGGUAUCGAUACCAACACACGACUCGUUACACCGCUUGGCUUAAGUAUUAGUGUAAAUACAACGGAAGAAAACAAGAAAUUUAAGCUAACAUUACAACCAAGCAAAUAUAUUCGAUAUGGCACUGGACACUCGACAGUUCAUUUCAGCGUUGUUCCUUAUACCGCAAGAAACAACAUUCUGGACUUGGAACAUGAUUUCAGCAAACAAGAUAAUGAUACGCUCCUGGUGCACACGAAAGAACCGCAUGAAAUACACUUUUACAUAAGUAAUUGGAUGUUUGUGGCAAAAAGUGAUCUUAUUGACAGCAAAGCGUCGGAGAAACAGGGAAUGGAAGCUAUUAAAGAGACUGUUAAUCUAUUUUGUAAUAGUCGAGGUGCCUAUUACAGGAGAUUCGACGGGCUUAUGUAUUUUGGAGAAGUUAGAAUAAGAGCAAGUUAUGAUUUUGCGAAGCUGGACAGUGACAGUUCUGAAGCAACAAUUCCUACAAUAGUUAACAAAGAGCCUGAUAGCGAGGAAAGAAAAAAACAAUUUCUAAAGGAAGUCGGCAAAAAUAUGAAUUCUGCUUAUGGCCAUGUUUUUGACAUGAGUAUUGAUCAAGGAUUUGAUGUACAAGUUUUCACCCUCGCUUACUCGUAUAGCCAAAUAGAUCAUAAGUCACAGGCUCUUUUCUAUUGGAAUGUCCAAUCAGUAGAUGACCCAAAAAUUUACGCCGAAUUGGGCGCAAUUGGAUACGUGAAAUCAAAGAGCAUUAGUCUAAAUCCUGAGAAAGCGCUCGAGCAGAUACCGAAUGAUGAAUUUAAAGCUGAGAUUCGAUUAGGAAAUAAUUUUAAUGAAGAAAUGAUCAAACUCGAGGGAAAUUGGACUCGCACUGAUGAUGUUAAGGACAUGGCAAUGAAAUCGGAAAUAGUUAAGAAGUGUCGACAAGACAUGAAACAAGGCAAUAUUUUGCUGCCAGCUUGUCAGAAAGCUAACAAGUUAAUCAAUCAAAAAGAUCUUCUGAUGAUGUCGAUAGAUACAACCUCAGAUAUAUUAUAUGCGAGUGCUAACAGAGGUAUUCUUUGGAUCCAGUCAUUGAUUUCCGAAAAUUAUGUAGAGACAAUGAACUUGAGAAGCUCUAGCAAGAAUACUAUCGACAUGGAGAUAAAAAUGCUGCCCGAUAACGAUGACGCGAAGAUCUCCUUGCGCACUUCACAAGCGGACGUUUCGUUCUCUCUAAAAGACAUUAUUGGGAACGAUUCUAAUGUCUCAAUGAAAGACACUUUCAAAGAACAGUUGGAUGAUGAAUCUGUGUGCGUUCUCGACAAAACUCAUGCUGUUACUUUUGACGGGAAGGUUUAUCCAUUGAAAUUAGGGAAAUGUUGGCACGUGAUGAUGACCAUUUAUCCACAGCGGGACCCCAAUAAUUUCGAAAAAACUUUAAGUAUACCAUCUGAUAUGAGAGCAAUUGUAAUGGCUCAAGAAAUGGACGACGGCAGCAAACAGAUCAAAAUGAUCUUGGGUGAUCAAGAAGUUCACCUGCAGAAAUCGGGUGAUUGUCUUGAAGCUUCUGUUGAUGGCGAAACGGCUAACUUCUCGGAUCAUAAGAGCCAUCAAGAAAAGGACUUUGAAAUCUAUGGAUCGAAUGAAACAAUCACAGUCUUUUCGCCGACGUAUGAAAUUACUGUCGAGUAUGAUGGAGAACAUAUUCUACUAAUGAUAUCCGAUAACUAUCUCAAUGCCGUACGCGGUCUGUGCGGCAACUACGACACGCAGCCCAACAAUGAUUUUAUUAUUCCUGAGAACUGCAUCUUGACGAAGGCUGAAGAAUUUGCCGCUACCUACGCUAUGACCCAAGAAAGUUGCCAAGGACCUGCUCCGGAAAACAAACGAAAAGCCGAGCAAUCCACGUGUAUGUCGAGAUCGUAUCGUCCGAGCGAUGUCAUCAGUGACAGAGAAGCGGGACGAUCUUCGACCAAGAACCGAGGAUGGGGCUAUCAUCACAAUUCGCGUAACAUCAUGUGGUUGUAUCUGACUUUUCUCUUAAUCAUUGGAGUGGCCAUAGCCGAUCACAAUUAUGCCUGGGAAACUGGAAACGAAUAUCACUAUCUUAUAGAAAGCCGAACAUUGACAGCCUUAAAUAAGCUAGCUCAACAGUUUUCUGGGAUUGUGAUAAAGGCUAAUCUCACCAUUCAGGUCAAAUCAUCGGACACGCUACACGCUGCGGUGUCUAAGACACAAUAUGCUCCUGUGCUCAAAGUAUUGCCGGAAGGUUGGGCUCAUGAAAUCACUGACGUUAAAUUUGACGAGCUUUCCAUGUCGGGAAAGUCCUUCGAGAUCAAACUCAAGCGUGGAGUGAUUCAGGAUGUAUUGGUUGAUCAGGAUGUGCCUACUUGGGAGGUGAAUUUAAUAAAAAGUAUCGUGAGUCAACUGCAGAUUGACUUACAGGGAGAGAAUGCAAUAACGAGUGAGGACAAUCGGAUGCCGGACGAUAAUCAACCCUUCGGUUCGUUUAAAGUCAUGGAGGACUCUGUCGGCGGCAAAUGCGAGGUUCUUUAUCGUAUUCGGCCAACGCCCGGAAAUGAUAGCUCAAUACCCUUUCCAAAUCUUCGAAAGGAUGGUCAUCAUUUCUCUAUUACAAAAACGAAGAAUUACAUCAAGUGCGAACAACGUAUGGCUUAUCAUUCUGGUAUCACUGGUAAAAUGAAUUGGAGACUGGGAUGUAGUAAUGGACUUCUUUCAAGAUCAUCUACAAGUUCGAUUAGCAUCUCGGGUCAAGUGAAACGUUUUACUAUUCAAACAUCCUACACGAUGAGUGAGAUAAUUGUCAAAUCUAAAAUUAAUGAUACAUACUCUGGCGCUGUCUACAGUAGUGUGAACCUAACUUUGGACAGAAUAGGUCAAAUUUCCAAUCCCUUGCCAGCGUCCAAAAAUAUCGUGACAACCAGAAACUUAGUGUACACUUACAACAAUCCAUUCUCUAACCAGCGUCGUUCAAAUCUCAGUAAGCAACUAAGUUCCUUGUUAAGUCGAGCCCCCAAAAGCUCUAACAGUUCUAGCGAGGAAAGCAGUAGCGACGAUGGAAGCAGCUCGAGUAACAGCGAGGAGCGCGAUUACUUGCAACCUAGACCAACAUUAGACGAAGCCCCGGAGAGUCCGUUUUUGCCCUAUUUUAUUGGAUACAAAGGCAAGAGUAUUCAAAAAUCGGAGGAAAAUUACGCUUCAGUAGCGGCCCGCCUGAUCGGCCAAAUAACUGGGGACAUUGAGUAUUUUCCCGUUAAUGUUUUAAACCAACCGUCCAUCGAGAUCUUAGAGCCAUCUAUAAAUCUGAUUAAAUUGAUCCGCACCAUGAAUGUUAAACAGAUCGCUGAGGUAGAGAACAAGCUGCCAGAAUUGUUCCGCCAGGACGAGCGCAACAAACUUAUUAAUAAAGAUGAUCAGAAAUUAUAUGACAAAACCGCGUGGGACGUCUUUUGUAACGCUGUCGCGAAUGCAGGAACUGGACCCGCUCUCAUCAGCAUUAAAAAUUGGAUAAAGAAUGGAAAGCUCAAAGGCACACAAGCAGCAAAUAUUAUUUCGAAAAUUCCCAAAGUUGCGCGUAUACCUACGACGGAAUAUGUCAGAGCAUUCUUUGAACUGAUAACCGAUGAACAAGUAACGAAACAGAAAUUUUUGAACAUAUCCGCACCUUUGGCAUUCGCCGAAUUGGUACGUUAUACACAAAGCAACAAGUCAUCUACAUACUAUCCGGUCUACAGUUUUGGCCGUAUGAUCUCUAGACAUGACAAUGCGUUUGUUGAAACUUACAUUCCGUAUAUGGCCAAUCAAUUGAAAGAAGCUAUCGAGGAUGGCGACAGUCGACGAAUUCAAACAUACAUUAUGGCAUUGGGUAAUUUCGGUAAUGCAAAAAUACUGUCCGUCUUUGAACCGUAUCUAGAAGGCGCAAUACCGACAUCGAAAUUCCAACGUACAAUGAUGGUCGUCUCGUUAAUCAAAUUGAGCGAAAACUUCCCGAGAAUAGCAAGAUCCGUUGCUUUCAAAAUCUAUAUGAAUACAGUGGAGGCCUACGAAUUACGUUGCGCAGCUGUCUAUGUUAUAAUGAGGACCAAUCCACCCUUGGCCAUGUUGCAGCGAAUGGCGAGGUUCACUAAUCAAGAUCAAGAUCGUAAUGUGAAUUCCGUCGUCAAGACCAACAUAGAGGCUCUCGCUAACUUGAAGCAACCGGAAUUGCAAGAUCUCGCCAACAAGGCGCGUAUCGCUAAGGAGCUAUUAAAUCCUCAGAUUGACAUUGACAAUUACUCUCAAGGCAUGUUUGAGGAGAGUAGUACCCCCUCUCUAAAUUUGGUUCAAAUAGCCAUCGUUCAGAUGAUUGUUAGCAAAGUCUCUAAUAUACCUAAAAGUGCAUAUCUUGAUUUGCUACAAUCUUACGGUGGCUUCAAUCUACCCACAGCAAGAAUAUCAUAUGAAAUGUCGAGCAUCAUAGAUUUGAUAGAUAUGUUGUUCAGAAACCAAAGUAAAGCCCCGAAGAAAUUGUUUAUUGAACAGACUAUUGAAAAGCUUGGCAUUGAGGCCGAAGAUCCGAUACAGCUUGAAGGAAACUUCUUCGUGGACUCUUUAUUUGGUUCACAAUUCUAUCCCAUCGACAAUCAUACGAUUGAAGAGAUCACCAAUAUGGUGAUAACGUAUGUCACGUCAUUAUCAAAGCUACCAACACAGAGAUACAAAUCCAAUAAUACAAAUUACUUAAAUUACUACGACAUGACGCUGGCAUUUCCUACUGAAAGUGGUCUGCCGUUUAUCUAUACUUUAACAGUACCAAGAUUAAUGAGAAUUAGUAAUGGGGGCUCUCACAAAGCUGUAGAGUCAAAAACUGCACAAUUUCAGGAAACAGUGGCGGGCCAUGUAAUGUCGAAUGAAAAAAUUCAAAGUAGAGUUGGUUUUGUAACGCCCUUCGAACACAGGCACUACAUCGCAGGAAUCGAUGUCAAUGUGCAAUUCUUCGUACCAGCUGGUUUAAGUGUUUCAUGCAAAGAUAAUAAGAUACGUUCUAUAAAAAUACAACCACACGAAUAUUAUCGAUAUGGUACUAAGAAUAUGGCGACUCAUGUAAGUGUUGUUCCCUAUAUCUCAAGAGACGACAUUCUGAACUUUAAAUCUGUUGGCAUUGAAGCUCAUAAUGACACACGUAUAGUGCAUACAAAGGAACCACAUGGAAUAGAAUUCUCGAUGGGUGAGGCUGUGAUUUCAGCAAGAAGUGAUCAUAUUGACAGUAACACGUCGAAGAAAACGGGAUUUGAAGCUUUAGGCGUGAUUUGUAAUCUAUUGAAAUAUCCCGGCGCUCAUUACAGAAGAAUCAAUGCAAUCGUUCAUCUUUCACCAGCUGAAGUAAACAUAACUAGUGAUUUUGUAACAGUAAACGACAGUGCAGAAGCAACAAUUCCUGCAACAAUUGACCACCGACCACAGAGCGAGACAAGAAGAAAACAAUUUCUGAUGGAAAUUGGAAAAAAUAUAACUUUUGCUUAUGUUCACGUUUUCGACAUCAGUGUUUCUGUUGGGCAGGCUAUUUAUGUUUUCACCCUUGCUUCCGCAUACAAUCCUAUAGGCGAACAGACUUAUAUCCGUUCCUAUUCGAAUGUCCAAUCGUCAGACAACGGAAAAGUCUUGAUGGAGGUUUGCGCUGAUAUAUAUAUGAAGCAUUUCUAUAAAUACAUAACAAAAAGCCUUCCUGUAAUCUUUGAACAAAUAAUCGAGGGGGUACCGCCUUAUGAAUUGGAAGCUGAUUUGCGCCUUGGAAGCUGUACGAACGGACAGAUGAUUAGAAUCAUAGGAAAUUGGUCUCGCACUGAUGAAGUCAAAGAGAUGUUCAAGAAAUCUGAAGUAGUCAAGAAGUGUCUGCAAGACAUAAAACAAGACAACAUAUGGGUACCAACUUGUCUGGCAGCCAGCAAAUUAAUUAAUCAUAAAGAUCUUCUAACGAUAUCAAUGGAGACGGACUCGGAUUAUUUCUAUGGGAUUGCCAACCAAGUUAUCCUUAUGAUCAAAAUGUCUCUUUCCAAACAAAAUCCACAGAGGCCAACAAAACAUACAGAUACAAGACUCGCUAACAAGAACACUAUCCAUAUGGAGAUAAAAAUGCCGCCCGAUAACAAUGAUGCGAAGAUUUCUUUGAGCACUUCAGAAAUAGACGUAAAGUUCUCUCUGUCAGACGUUGUCGGAAACGAUUCUAAUAUCUCACUAAAAAAAUCUCUCGAUGGAGACGUAAGUGGAUCUGCGUGCAUUCUCGACAAAACUCGCGUUGUUACUUUUGACGGCGAGGUAUAUCCUUUGAAAUUAGGAAAAUGUUGGCACGUGAUGAUGACUACUUAUCCAAAACGGGAUCCGUAUAAUCCCGGAAAAAGUUUAAAUAUUCCAUCCGAUAUGAGAGCAAUAAUAAUGGUCCGAGAAAUAGAAGACGGCAGCAAACAAAUUUGGAUGCUCUUUGGUGAUCAGGAAGUUUAUGUGCAGAAAUCGGGUGAUCAUUUCGAAGUUAUACUUAACGGCUUAAAGGUUUUCCCGCUUAAUCCCCCGGAGAAAGUCUACCGAGAUCAGAACUUCGAAAUCUCUCAAAGCGGUCAAACGAUCGACGUUUUCGCAAUAAUGUAUGGUAUCAAUCUUCAACGUUUUAAUGAAAAUAUCCUAUUACAGUCAAGCUACAAAUAUUACAAUGCUGUACGCGGUCUUUGCGGCAACUACGACACGCGAUCCAACAACGAUUUCAUCAGUCCCAAGAAUUGUAUUUUAACAAAGCCGGAAGAAUUUGCCGCCACAUACGCCUUGACUCAGGAUAACUGUCAAGGACCCGCUUUGCAGAAUAAACGAAAGGCUGAACAAUCUACAUGCAUUUCGAGGUCUUACCGUCCGAACGAUGUCAUUAGUGACAGAGAAGCGGGACGAUCUCCGAACAAGAACAGAAGAUGGAGCCAUCAUUAAGACAUUUAGAGAAAGCAUAGAUUGUUUUAUUAUCAGAGCUUACAAGAGUUGGAAUAAACCUGUGGAAUAAAAGUUAAAGGUAUCGUUUUAUUACGUAACAAAGAGAUUUUUCUUCAAUUCAAGUGCGAAAUAAUAUAACGUUUGGGGAAAACUGUUUCCAAGUCAAAAACUUUCAAUCUUGUUAUAUUAUUAGCUUCCUUAUUUAAUAUUUAUCUAUUUUUUGAUAAAUAGGUGUUUACUAAAUUUUAAUUACAUGUGAAUAAUAAUAAAGUUGUACGUUGUCAA
Solenopsis invicta (red fire ant) is the source of this 10363-nucleotide messenger RNA. RefSeq names its product Vitellogenin-1. Bases 140 to 10078 code for a protein of 3312 amino acids. Gene Ontology annotation, biological process: lipid transport. The transcript is spliced from 17 exons. NCBI's taxonomy places the organism in Eukaryota, Metazoa, Arthropoda, Insecta, Hymenoptera, Formicidae. Gene Ontology annotation, molecular function: lipid carrier activity. The record is from RefSeq and is a predicted model, not a curated record.